This is a messenger RNA of Menidia menidia (Atlantic silverside), 567 nucleotides long. Lineage: Eukaryota; Metazoa; Chordata; Actinopteri; Atheriniformes; Atherinopsidae. The record is from the annotation of a GenBank genome assembly.
AUGACCAGGAAGAGGAGAAGGCCGAUGUUAAAGAGAGCCGGGAGGGACAUCAUCAGGGCGAAAAGGAGGGUCCGGAUGCCCUUGGCGCCUUUGAUGAGGCGGAGGAUGCGGCCGAUCCGGGCCAGUCGGAUCACCCGGAACAGCGUCGGGGACACAAAGUACUUCUCGAUAACUUCCGACAAAAACAUACCUGCAAGAGCAAGACAACUCAGGUUCAGAUUUGUCGAUGAUGACACCGAUGAAAAGGUUGAGCGUGAAGAAGGAUCCGAAGAUGAUGAAGAUGACGAAGUAGAGGCACUCGCUCUUGUUGUUAACGAUGCUGAUGGGGAAGAUCUCGUCCGUGGUGGUGUUCACGCAGUGAUAGUACUUCCCAGCAAACAGGUUGACGCCCAUGAUGCUGAAGAUGAGCCAGAAGAUGAGGCAGACCAGCAGCACGUUCAUGAUGGAGGGGAUGGCCCCCAGCAGUGCGUUCACUACAACCUGGUGGAAGCAAACAGCCGAAUUCAGCAUUUUCCUUUAGCUCCAACAUGGCUCUGUCAUUACUCUAAAGGAAAUGGGGACAUCUGA